Messenger RNA from Odontomachus brunneus, 2090 nucleotides. RefSeq names its product piggyBac transposable element-derived protein 4-like. The record is from RefSeq and is a predicted model, not a curated record. The transcript is spliced from 4 exons. Lineage: Eukaryota; Metazoa; Arthropoda; Insecta; Hymenoptera; Formicidae. The coding region runs from base 170 to 2005 and encodes 611 amino acids.
AUACUGAGUGGUUACCAUCCAUAAUUCAAAUUCAGCGCUCUGUACCUUUUAAGUACCGCAAUAAAUGGAACUAGUGUCGCCAUCUAAUUGUAGUUUGGGGCUUUAAUUAUGCUUGGAUUCCAUUCUGCUAGCAAAAUAAGUGUUAGUUAGCUUCUAGUAGCCGUUUGAAAUGAAUGUUGAGUGUUUACCUCGUGUAUGUAUACGGCGUUAUAUUUACUUGUACACUAUGGCUUACAAUCUACAGCGUCGGUCGAUCAGAGCAGUUAUUGCAGAGGAAGAAAAUGCGAACUAUGGCGAAGAUGCUUUGAGUAGUGAAGAAAGUCACAUAUCUGAAGACUCUUACGAAAGUGAUUCGGAGUGCUCUGAAAGCUCGAACAAUGAAAUGGAUAUUGGUUUUGAAGAUGAUAAUUUACAAAGUGGUACAGUAGACCAGCGUAUUCUAAUAUCAAGAGCCAGAGAUAGACCAACAUCUAUUUUACGUGAAAAAAAUGACUUUAAUUGGAAUACCGUAGGUCCGAUACGACGCUCAGACAGAAUUGAUGAAGAAGUAAAUAUUAUUCCUAGUCCUAAAGGUAAAGCCAGAAACUGCAAUUCACCUUUUGAAUUUUGGCAAUUACUUUUUGAUGCUGAUAUGGUGAAUUUGAUAGUUAAGCAUACCAAUGCAAAAAUUGAAGAUGUAUAUGCUACUAUGGGCAACGAUAAACAUAAGCAGACAUAUCAUCAUCUUACUGAUAACUCUGAAAUCAUGGCUUUUAUCGGUUUAUUAUACUACUCAGGAUUAUGGAAGUUAAAUCAUGUUGACACUUGUGAAUUAUGGAACAAGGAAAAUGGAUUAUCAUUUUAUGGAUGUGUGAUGCUAAGGCAAAGAUUUGAAUUUUUGUGUAGUUGUUUGCGAUUUGACGAUAAGAAGACACGUGAUCCAGAAGACCGACUUGCAUCAAUUAAAGAAUUAUGGACAAAAUUUAUAAAUAAUUGUACACGUUUUUACGAACCAAGUAAUUGGUGCACAGUAGAUGAACAGUUGCUUGAGUUUAGAGGUCGCUGCAGGUUUAAGAUGUACAUGCCGAAAAAACCAGAUAAAUAUGGUUUGAAAAUCAUCACAUUAAACGACGCAAAAACGUUUUAUUUGAUAAACGGUAUUCCGUAUUUAGGGAAAACCAACACACGAACCACAGAAGCGAUUCCUGAAUUUUAUUUUAAGGAAGUAACUACUCCAAUUCACAAUACCAACAGAAGUGUCACCGCGAAUAAUUGGUUUAUGUCGAUUCCACUGAUGGAAAAAAUGAAGGAUGAGCCAUAUAAGAUCCGCAUGACUGGUACUAUUUGUAAAAAUAAACGCGAAAUACCAGCGGAAAUGAAAGUAUCGGGAAAAGAAGUGCCUUCCUCAAAAUUUGUGUUUCACAAUGACAUCAUAUUGGUUGCGCACACACUAAAAAAAAAUAAAAUUGUUUUAUUGACUAGUAACUACAUACAGUCAGCAAAUAUCGGAGAAAAAAAUAAGCCAAUUGCAAUUUUGCACUAUGAUAAAACAAAAAGUUGUACCGAUACUUUCAACCAACUGUGUCAUGCGUAUACAACAUCGAGAAAGACACUUAGAUGGCCACUUCGAUUUUUUUUUGGAAUUCUUGACCAGGCUCAAGUAAACGCCAGGAUUUUAUAUGUAUGCAAACUAAAAAAUGCUCAAGAACAUGUAUAUCCAAAUACAUUAACUGCGGUUAAUUGCUUGAAAGGUAUAGUAAAAAAACUUUGCCAACAACAUUUAAUAGAUCGUUAUGAAACAGCAACAAUAAGGACCGAUAUAAAAAGAGGCAUCGCUGAAAUUUUGAGACUUCGAGAUAGAAAUGUUAACAAUCAAGAAAGGUUGCAGUUCAACAAACAAAGGCGAUGUACUCUUUGCGAAAAUAAAAAAGACUGUAAGACAAAAAUGCAAUGUCCUUCAUGUUUGCGUGCGAUGUGUGAUAAUCAUCGCACUUAUUUAUGUUUAGAUUGUGGUGAAUUAGAAUGAUUUAUGUAAUUUCAUAAUUAUACAACUUUUUUCAGUUGUCUAUAAUAAUAAAAAAAUCAAUAAACUACAUUUUUAUACGUAAAAA